CCAGAUUGGUCUGAACAGUGUUUGGGAUUUAUUGUACUGCGUGUGAUUUUAGCUAAGGAGGUAAAAUCCUUUCAUACUUCAGCAGAUGGCGCAGUUCGUCAAUUUACGCUAGUUCCCGAGACCAUCUGUUUACAUUUUCAGGGAAUAGCCUACAUCAGACCAACGUGAGUGGGGAACAGGGGGGUAUUCCAGAAAGCUUGGUUAACUUACCAUUUGAUAAACUAUAACCUCUGGGUUGAUUUACCCCAAACAGGCAUACCAUGAGUAUGUCGGUUCCAAAACACCUGAGAAGAGUUAGCUUAAUCAACCUCUGACUGGUUACCCAGAGUUAAUGCGCGUGCACGGUGCAUGUAUAAAGACAUUUUCAAUGGAUCGCCGAUUUCACGAGUCACCAUGGAAACUCAAAGCGAAAAAAAGAGAGCCGCGUAUUUCACAGAGGCGGAGUUGGAAGUUUUAAUGCAUGCUUAUGAGGAGUUUAAGCCAAUAAUAUUAAAAAGAAGCAAUACAGCUGCAUCGGCUAAAGCAAGAGAGUUGGCUUGGCAAAAAAUAACGGACAGAGUAAAUGCGUGUAAUCCUUCUGGAGCCACAAGAACUUUAAGCCAAGUCAAAAUGAAACACAAAAACAUUCUGCAAAAAGCUAACAGAAAAAAGACUGAAGCCCGUCUAACUGGCGGGGGGCCACCACCACCUCCCCUCACCCCAUCUGAGGAGCUGGCUCUGUCCCUUAAUAAAGGGCGACCAGUGGUUGCUGGCAUUCCAGGGGGCAGUUCAUCACACAUACUAUGCACCACAAGUGAUGGUGAAAAAAGGGUGAAAUAUACUGAUGGACGGAUUGUAUUAUUGGACUCUCCAGAAAGAACACAGUCUGUCACAGUUGAUGAGGAUGAUGAUGACGAUGAAGAGACCACAUCUGCUGUGACAGAAGUGGACAAUGCUGGUAGAUCCACUGAGUACAUACCUAGGGAUUUGCCCACAGAUGAGGGUCCUUCAGCCUCAGCACACAAUCUAAGCAGGUUGCCAGCAAAGGAGCUGUAUAAGGUCCAUCUUCAAAAACAAAUAAGAAAAAGUGACAUGGAGAUGGACCUUAUACAGCUUCAAAUGGAAGAGAAAAGGCUCCUCAUUAAAAAAGCAGCACUUGAAAUAGAAUUACUUGAGAAUCGCCUUAAGGAAAUGAAGAAAUAAACUGCCUGGCAGACCAGUGCAAAAAAAACUAAUAAAAGUAAUUUUGACAAAUCCUGUCUCUCAAAAGUCUUCCGUCUCUGUUGGCCUCUAAAAUCUGUCGGUGUUCCUCUGGGCCAUCUUCCUCAAUACAAGGAGGGUGGCUCUCUCCUCUUAUAGUGGCAAUAUUGUGAAGCACAACACAAGCCACAAUAAUGUCGCAUGCCCUCUCUGGACUAACCCGGAGCCCACGCAGACACUGAAACCGAGAUUUGAGGAUCCCUAUAGUCAUCUCCACCUUGGCCCGUGUUCGGCUGUGAGCCAGGUUAAACCGUGUCUGUGGUCCAGGCUCAGGUUCAGGGUAGGGUGUCAU
Carassius auratus (goldfish) is the source of this 1531-nucleotide messenger RNA. RefSeq lists its product as uncharacterized. Lineage: Eukaryota; Metazoa; Chordata; Actinopteri; Cypriniformes; Cyprinidae. The record is from RefSeq and is a predicted model, not a curated record. Bases 349 to 1182 code for a protein of 277 amino acids. The transcript is spliced from 9 exons. Gene Ontology annotation, cellular component: nucleus.